Alligator mississippiensis (American alligator) is the source of this 1415-nucleotide messenger RNA. RefSeq names its product inhibitor of growth family member 2 (gene ING2). The record is from RefSeq and is marked provisional. Gene Ontology annotation, cellular component: nucleus. Lineage: Eukaryota; Metazoa; Chordata; Crocodylia; Alligatoridae. Gene Ontology annotation, biological process: positive regulation of DNA-templated transcription.
GGACUACCUGGAAUGCGUGGAGUCGCUGCCGCUCGACAUCCAACGCAACGUGUCCCUGCUGCGCGAGAUGGACACGCAGUCCGAGAGGCAUUAAAAGAAAUAGAUGAUGUCUAUGAGAAAUACAAAGCUGAAAAUGAUCCCAUUCAGAAGAAACGCUUGCAACAGCAUCUUCAGCGAGCGCUAAUCAACAGCCAAGAGCUUGGAGAUGAGAAGAUUCAGAUAGUUACUCAGAUGCUUGAACAGGUAGAGAAUAGGGCCCGGCAAAUGGAGACCCAUUCUCAUUGUUUCCAAGAUAUGUCUGAAAAUGAAAAACCUUUAGAAAAAGCAAAGGUGGAAACUUGCCAACCAGAGAGAUCUUCACGUAGGCCUCGUCGCCAGCGGACCAGUGAAAGCCGUGACCUGUGCCAUAUAACAAAUGGAAUAGAAGACUGUGAUGAUCCACCUAAAGAGAAGAGAUCCAAAUCUUCCAAGAAGAAGAAGCGCUCCAAAGCCAAACAAGAAAGGGAAGUUUCACCUGUAGAAUUUGCAAUAGAUCCCAAUGAACCAACCUAUUGCUUAUGUAACCAAGUGUCUUAUGGAGAAAUGAUAGGCUGUGACAAUGAACAGUGCCCUAUUGAGUGGUUUCAUUUUUCAUGUGUUGGACUUACCUAUAAACCAAAGGGGAAAUGGUAUUGCCCCAAGUGCAGAGGAGAUAAUGAGAAAACCAUGGACAAAUGUACUGACAAAUCAAAAAAGGAUAGGAGAUCGAGGUAGUGAAUGCAAUUCAUGUUUUAAAGAGUUGCGUAUUUUAUAUAUAUAAAAAAAAGUUUAAUUUACAGAAAAAUGUUUUAAGAAAUGCAUAAGACUAUGCAAUAAUUUUUAAUCUAUAGUAUUAAUGGGGUAUUAAAGGCUGUUGUACUUUGUUCUCUAACAUUCUGCACUGAAUAAUUGAACAGGGUGGCUUCAGAACUGCACAAAGAGAAUUACCAACUUUGGUGUUCUGGUUUCAAUUUAACUUCAGUAGCGUUUUUAAGUCCCACUGCCCCCCCCAACCCACCCCCAAAACAAAACAAAACAAAACAAAAACAACCCAUAAAAGCCUGAAAGAGCAAUUGAGGAAAAGACUGAAGAAUUAGCUGUGUUUUAUUGGAAGUGGCAUUUGACCGUUCUUACUUUUUGUGUAACAUCCUCUGUUACUAAAAUCUUGUCUGUUAAUCGAGUUGUUCCACCUCCCAUACCUUUAAAGUUUUCAGAUGCGUCCAGGUGUGUGACGUUACAUAAACAAGGUUUUGAGAACUUUGCUGUAAUUGUAAGAUAGUCUUCCAAGUCAAAAGCAGCCUGUUUCCUCAGUGGCUUUAUAUGACCAGUGUUUGUUUCAAGGAAGAAAAUUCCACUAAUUUAUGCCUUUUUAUGUCAAUAUUAAACUCUUGCCUUGG